This is a messenger RNA of Drosophila mauritiana, 4259 nucleotides long. Its product is annotated as Kv channel-interacting protein 1. NCBI's taxonomy places the organism in Eukaryota, Metazoa, Arthropoda, Insecta, Diptera, Drosophilidae. The coding region runs from base 837 to 1457 and encodes 206 amino acids. The record is from RefSeq and is a predicted model, not a curated record. Gene Ontology annotation, molecular function: calcium ion binding. The transcript is spliced from 7 exons.
ACUCGCGUGCGCGCGUCGAACGGUUUCUGGCUUUAUUCGAGGGAAAAGUGUGUGGAAAAGUGUGUGUCUGACGGCGAAACGGUAAACGGGGAAAACGCUGCGCGGUUUUUGCUGCUAUCGAGUUCUUCUUUUGCUGGAUUUUAUAUAUGCAACAACAAUCGUUGAGACAGGACCGCAAGUUUUGCUAAAAUGUAACAUAACACCAAAUAAGCAGAGUUGGGAAGAGUGAGCGCCAAAUAAUGCAAAUAAAUGAAUAAGCCCAAAUCAUUAACAAAUUAAAACGAGGCACGCAAAGAAGGGCAGGAAAAUAUAAAUAUCGAAAGGAGUCAAGUCAAGUGCUUUCGAGGAGCUGUUUGCUGGCAUGCUUUGAGGUUAAUACCACCCACCACCCAACCAACCGCCCACUACCACCCAUCUCAACCAUCAGCCAUCCACCAACUCCUCCCACCUCCCUCAUCUCCGUUUUGGCCAAUUUCUCCGUCUGCUUUCGCCGCUUUCUUCGUCACCGCCGCCAUCAAAAGGCAUCGAAGCAUUGGUAGCCUCAUUAGCGACUUAGUAGAAUGGCGCAAAGGAAACCGUAACCAAAAACCACCAAAAACGAAAAAAAAGGAUACGCCGAAAGGGAUUAGGAGCAGCAGCCACUGAAAAGGUUGAGAGCCCAUAAAAAAGCACAAAGAAAUUGAAUACUCACAGCGAAUUUUAGGCAUAAUGAGUUCGCUGUCGCGUCCCUAAAAACCGAGCACCUCAAAUGCAAAUUGAUAUUAAGCCGCCAAUCAUAAUCAGCACCGAUAUUAAUUAAAAAACCGCUACCAGUCAACAAUAAUCAAGCAACCGCUAUGGCCUCACCACCGGAGAGUCCCAUCGAGGAGGUGGUCUAUGAGUUGGAACACACACGAGUGCCUAAGCCCAUUCCCGUUGCCCUCGAGGAUCUGUGCCGGCAGACCAAGUUCACCAAACAGGAAAUCCGCGUCAUGUACAGAGGAUUCAAGACGGAAUGCCCCGAGGGCGUGGUACACGAGGAUUGUUUUAAGGAUAUCUACGCCAAAUUCUUUCCACAUGGCAAUUCGAGUUUAUACGCUCAUUAUGUGUUCAAAGCGUUCGAUGUUAAUUGCAAUGGCGCCAUUAGUUUUCGGGAUUUACUGGUCACCUUGUCGACCUUGCUGAGAGGUUCUGUGUAUGAGCGUCUGCGUUGGACCUUCAAGUUGUACGACCUGAACGGCGACGGAAGGAUCAGUCGCGGCGAACUGAGUGAAAUUAUUUUGGCCAUUCACGAGCUUAUGGGUCGGAGACCACAUCAACCUGAGGACGAUCGCAAGGCGAGGGAUCAGGUUGAUCGUGUUUUCCGCAAACUGGACUUGAACCAGGAUGGCAUUAUAACGAUAGAAGAGUUUUUGGAGGCCUGCCUGAAGGACGACUUGGUAACUCGAUCGCUGCAAAUGUUCGACAACGACCUUUGAUGACAAGAGGGGGAGCUAGAGCCAGGGCUACGCAAUUCCAGGACUAUAAUAUCUCUUAUAGAUCUAUAAGUGCAAUAAGCAACUCUAAGGAAGUGACAACCCUAAAUAAAAAUACAAAAAUAUUACAAAAAAAAGGAGGGGGCGGAAACCCCAAACAAGCUUGAAAAACACCAGUGAAAUUGAUGGAAAACGAGGAAAUGAAACAUAUUAGUAAUUAAAAUUAGUUUAGGCAAAUAUCGAAGGAAGAAAUCUUUAAACUUUAUGAGUGUGUUAUUAUAUAACUAACGAAGAGGUCGACUAAGAUUGAUUAUAAAGAAUAUGUAAUUUUUUGAGCAUAUUAUGAAUUUAAUCCUGCCGUGAAAAGCGAAUUGGUCUUAUAUAUAUAUAUGUAUUUACUAUAUAAAUAUGUACAUGUAUGAUAUGAUAUAUGUGUAAAUGAAAUUGAUUUCGACAACAGAACUAAACUAAACCACCAAACCAAAUGUUUGAUUCAGGAAUGGAAUUGGUAUACCGACAACAAGAGAAACCGAGCUCUCAACACGAUUUACUUUACUAUAAUUACGCAAUAACAAAUAAUAGAAUACUAAAGUAUAAAUUUACACUUAGCUAAAAGAAAAGUUACCAAACAAAUGGAUUUCCUUAGUUCACCUUUGUAGACAUAUUUCCGAUUUAAUUGUUUUAAAAGAUACUUUUUUUGCUUUACUGUCAAUUAGGAAGGAAAACGCGAAUUGCAGUAUAAAUUAAAUUAAUUCAGAUUGUGGAAAGUUCUAUUAGCCCCAUAUGUUUUAAUGUGUGUGUUAUUGUUUUGCAUCAACUAAUUGAAUUUACAAUUUGUCUCAAUAAAGCUAUCUCCCAGCCAUAUUGGUUUAAAAUGGCAAAAAAAAAAAUAGAUACUACAUAAACAGAUGAAUAAAUAAUGCCUGGGUUUUGUGUGCCCGACCAACCACCGAUAUAUAAAUAGCACUUGACAAUUACGCUUGAUUUAAUAUUUAUACAAGGUCGUGUUGAUUUUUUAAUGAUAAAUGCAAUUCUCAACACGACUCUUCAAUUAAAUUACAUUUUUAUUAAAUUACACUUGCCAGAACAUAUUUACACACAAGCACGCGACGCUUUGCCCGGUUUUUCGUGAAGCCCCCAGAUUUUGUACACCCAUUUAAUCAUUUCCCAAAAAAGCUUCAGAGGAAUGUCUUUGGGAAUGGAGAAAACUUGUGCAGCGAAAUGAAAAUGUAAUAAUAAAGUAAUAAUGAAACGCGACCGUUUUUAUAAAAACAUUGAAUGCUUAAUUGUGCAUGAACAAGACAAGACAAUCAAUGUGGUUUGAUAUUUCCUAUUUCCGCUUUUAGUUGUACACAUUGUUCUUCCAUUGUUGCUUCUAACAAAAACCAUUUUCUGUAUAAAAAGCCUUAAGCGAAGGACACUAGGAAAUGAAAUGAAAAUCAGGAAUCAGUGGUUUAAUGACGUCACAAGCUCUUAAUUUAAAUACUCAACUUAGCAGGUGUCGUUUGAAAUGUGUUAACUGUGUUCUAGACGAGAAAUAUCUAAAUGUUGGCCUUUGAAAACUAUGCCAACCGUAAUUAGUACACGUAGGCGCUUUAUAAUGAUUCAACCAUAAUUUAAUUUAGGUUGAAUCGGAGCUUCAGCAAGCCUACAACUUGGUUAAGCAUAAAAAUAUUUAAAAUUUUUAAGCAUACCUACCAGGCAAGGAUUCUUCCACCAUUCUUCAGACAGGGUUCAAAUAUAUAAAACGGAACGAUCAGUUAAAGAUAUUCCCAUCAAAACGGCAAAGCCAUUAAAAGCGAUUCCAUCAUCAAAUAAUCUUAGCAUUAGUAAAUGUGUUGAACAAGAACAUUUUGUUGAAUAUAAAAGUAUUCUUGUCUAAACAAAUACCUAUGCGAACUACUCGUUAAACCACCCACGAUUUCUAACUCUUAAGAAACGAUCUAUGCAAUAUGAGCGUACACUGUCCAAAAACAAAACAAAAAAAUACAAAAAAGCAACUAAUUGAUAUUAAUCUAUCAUUCGAAUUGAGGAAAGCUAUGUGUCUAACUAGUCAACAUAAUAAAUAAUGAAAUUGAAACGCUUAUACUAAUGUUAAAAACUUAAAUAUUAAACUAAAGAUUAUUUAUUUAACCAGUCGAAUUGGAAGAUACUGUUUAGAAAUCGGUUUUAGCUGCUAAAUGUCCGAAAAGAUCACUAUCUAGAUUAUCCAAAAGCUAUGUCGAAAUCGACGUUUAAUUUGUACUAGCUAGCUGGAAUUAGUUUCCGAAUCUAGAACAUAAUAGGUGUAACUAAAGUGGUGUAACUUAUUUUUAAAACAACGUUUAAUUCGUAUUUCGUUAAAAGUAAAUUUAAUCCAAAUGUACCUAUAGUAAAUGUAAAUUACGAUAAUAAUUUUUUAGCCAAGAUUUCGUAGAACAUGAUGGAAUCUUAAACCUUUUGUUAACUAUAUAAAUGGUUUGCGCUAUCCCAAUAAUAAUAAUAAAUAACAACAAAAUAAUUAACAAAGAAAACGUGGUUAGUGAUUUGGAUUGUUUAUAAGUAAAUUAUAGUAAGCUCUUAUAUAAAACACCUACAAUAAUUAAUCUAUAAAAUGACUACAAAACCAUUUGCGAAAAAUUCAUUAUUUUAUUAUUAUUCACUAAAAAUGCUGAUAUUGCCCUUAAAUAUUCAUUAUUCUUAAAGUGAAGCUAUUUGUUGUGCACAUUUCAAAUAAACACUAAUGGAUAGCUUUCCUUAAAAGAACCUAAAAUGUGUUUAUACAAAAAUCCACUAAAAUGUACCUAUAGUUAAGUAUUGUCUACU